AGCCUGAAAAAGAAAAUUCUAAUAGUAAAAGCCAUUGUGCUGCAGGCUUCGAUCAGAACAAAUGAAAAAUCUUUAAAGGAAUUGGAAAAUAUACUUGGAAUCCAGCAACUUCGCAGAUAGAAUAUUCCUCGAAUUAUUGCCAGAUAAUCUACUGCAGUUUCUGGUAGCUGGAGUUAAAGGCGGGAAGAUAUAGCGAUAAGAAAUUAGACUUAGAUAACUCAAUAAUCCCAAAAACAACCGAAUCACUCCACAAACGAAUAGCCUCAUAUUCUUAAGCUCAAGGAUAUAAUAUUCAGGCAAUUCUUAUAGCCUUUUCCGGUGCGUAGGUGUCUCGACGGUAAAGUGGAAAUUGGACAGAUAAAAAGGCAAAAGACAAGGGGAAGACAACGAUAAAACGAAACGAAAAAUGGCGCAUUCGACAGCAACUAUAGUCACAGCAACAACGUCCGCUGCUGCUUCGUCGACAAGUGAAAUCAACUGUAUAAUCCAGGAUGCAAAUGGCAAACUCGUUAAGAUUUUGAGACCAAAGGAUAUCAAACAAGAGACAAUUGGUAGUGGCGAUUCAACAACCAUAAGAGCUGUGCAUUUGAACAGCGCAAGUGGUAGUUCACUUAAUUCUAGUGCAGGCUCAUAUACACAGUUGGCUACGUCGAGUCAACAACAAUAUUUGAGCCGUUACAAUAUACAAGGUGGAGAUAGUAACACAUACACCGUUAUAUCAACACAAAAUAGUGUCGGCAAUCAGCAACCGGCAUUUACAACUAUAAAAUACGAAACUCCAGAAACGGUCACCGUGAAAACGGAAGAGCGCUACACAAAAUACACACCAAAUAACAAUACAAAAAUGAAAUCAAAACUCCACACUACCAAUAGCCCCCAUACGAACUCAGCACGAAGGCAACGUAAACCCGAAAAGGCUGGUAAAGGUUUGCGACAUUUCGCUUUAAAAGUAUGUGAAAAAGUGAAGGAAAAGGGCGUCACUACUUACAAUGAAGUCGCCGAUGAAUUGGUCGCUGAAGAAUUGCACAUCAAUGCCGUAGAUUCAGCGAAUUGUGAUCAAAAGAAUAUACGUCGGCGUGUUUAUGAUGCGCUCAACGUACUUAUGGCCAUGGAAAUAAUAUCGAAAGACAAAAAGGAAAUACGUUGGAUUGGAUUGCCAUCAAAUUCGGCUGAGCAAUGCUCUGAGCUGGAAAAACAAAAUGAAGAGUGUCGUCAACGCAUACAGCAGAAACAUCAACAAUUGAAUGAACUUUUGCUACAUCAAGUUGCCUUUAAGAGUCUGAUCGAACGCAACAAAGAAGCGGAACGACAAGGCAAUGUGCCAACGCCCAAUUCUUCAAUACAGCUACCCUUUAUCAUAGUUAAUACGCACAAAUCGACAAAAAUUAAUUGCAGUGUUACGAAUGACAAAUCGGAAUAUAUUUUUAAAUUCGAUGAUCAGUUCGAAAUGCACGAUGAUGCCGAAGUACUGAAACGUAUGGGCUUACUUGGUGGUUUAGAUAAAGGCCAAUGCUCACACGAAGAGAUUGAACGUGCAAAGAACUUGGUCCCACCGAAUUUCGAGAAAUAUAUUGAAGCCUAUGGCAAUGGCAAAGGACUGGCAUGCAAUUCCGAUGAUGAUACCAUGAGCGGCUUCGCUGAACUAACUAAUGAUUCCUCAAUGCAUGGGUAUCCGCGUGCUGGUGGUCGUCGCGGUGGUGGCGGUGCUAAGGCUGGUGGCCUGCGCGACGGCGAUGAUGAUGAUGAAGAUUUUUUGGAAAAUAGCGAUAUUGAUUGAGGCGAAUUCAUGGUUGCGUACAAUAACAGCAACAAUACAUACAACUACAAAGAAAGCAGCUGCACCAGCAACAAUAACAAUAAUCAUUAUAUAUGCAACAAAGCAACAACAACAAGCGAAGGUCUUUCUAUCGGUGGUAGCAAGCUACAACAGCAGCGUUAUUUAAGUGCUGCCGCUUAUGGAAUUUGUAGUGCCAAUGACUUGGAUUGCGGUGUAAUUUCCGAAACUGAUCAGCAAGCAUUGCAACAAUCGCAAUUACGUUUGGCUGCUGCAUCCAAUGCAGGGAGCAUAAACGUCGCCGAUAUUAGUAGCCAUUUAACAGAAGAUUCUUUUAGUUUUUCA
This is a messenger RNA of Rhagoletis pomonella (apple maggot), 2119 nucleotides long. It is a transcript of the gene Dp, whose product is annotated as transcription factor Dp. Gene Ontology annotation, cellular component: nucleus; transcription regulator complex. Gene Ontology annotation, molecular function: DNA-binding transcription factor activity, RNA polymerase II-specific; RNA polymerase II transcription regulatory region sequence-specific DNA binding. Bases 407 to 1777 code for a protein of 456 amino acids. Gene Ontology annotation, biological process: regulation of cell cycle; regulation of transcription by RNA polymerase II. The transcript is spliced from 10 exons. NCBI's taxonomy places the organism in Eukaryota, Metazoa, Arthropoda, Insecta, Diptera, Tephritidae. The record is from RefSeq and is a predicted model, not a curated record.